GCAAACAACCUGAAACAUCAGAGCGGAAUCACCAGAACUCAACUCAGAUCGCGAAACUUUCUCGACACACCGACCUCACUCUACGCCACAGCUGAGCUACACGAGCUGCCGUCAUGGUGCCAAAGCUGGAGCGCGGGUUCCAGUUCCUCAACUCCGAGCAAGAGAACUCUGUCAUCCUCCGCGCCCUCAUCUCCGUCGUCUCCGGGGACACCGCGGCCGUCGUCCCCACCCUGCUGCACCUCGAGCCGUCCACGCCGCCCUUUGCUGCCGCCGCCGCUCCCGCGUGCGCUAGGUGCGGCGCGAACGGGUGCCUCGGCUGCGACCUCGCCACCGCCGUGGCUCGGACGACCGGCUCGAGCAGCGAGGGCGAGGAGUGCUCUGCCGCCAGCUUCGUAAAGAAUGGCGGUGUGGGCAAGCGGCGUGCGAGGAGGGCGAGCAAGUUCCGCGGCGUGCGGCAGCGGCCGUGGGGGAAGUGGGCGGCGGAGAUCCGCGACCCGCACCGCGCCGUCCGCAAGUGGCUCGGCACCUUCGACACCGCCGCCGAGGCCGCGCGCGCCUACGAUGUCGCCGCGCUCGAGUUCCGCGGCAGCCGCGCCAAGCUCAACUUCCCGGCAGCCGCCGCGGCGUCCUUGCCGGCGUCCGCUUCUGUUUCUUCUUGGGCAGCCAUGCAGCCACAGCCACAGCCACAGCCGCAGCCGCGGUGCUUGCCGGAGAGCCAUCACGAAAACUGUGGUUCAAAUGCGUCGUCUCCCGCGCACGUGCCGCGGCUGCCGGAGCAGGGGACGCCGGUGGCGAGGGAACACGAGAUCUGGGAUGGGCUACACGAGUUCAUGAUGCUGGACGAUGGCAACUUCUGAGCAAGGAAAGAAGGAUCAGUGUGACUGGAAGUAUAUCAAGGAAUUUGAGGUAGAAGAACAAGAAGAAGAAAGGAACAGAAGGAAGCCAGCCGCCGUUCCAUCCGUGAUAUUUCUAGGUGAUUGAUUCGUUGCUUCCGUUCGCCUUUUCCCGCAAGCAAAUGAUUCGAUUCAAAUCAAAGAGACUGAGACAUAUACGAUUGAAAUCAAUCUGAAGCGCACGAACAUCAGAGAACUUCAAACUCGUCUCUAUGCCACGGACGACCCACGAGACCAUGCUCCUCGCAAGUUUUUGCGUUGCCUCCUGUUGUUCUGAAUUCAGUGACAUGUUCGUACUAGCACAGACCCAACUCAGUACUAGCUAGCUAAUGCAUCUGUUUUGAACUUGGAUCAAUUUCUUCGGUGUUUGUUGA
Molecule: messenger RNA, 1267 nt
Organism: Lolium perenne
Lineage: Eukaryota; Viridiplantae; Streptophyta; Magnoliopsida; Poales; Poaceae
Biological process (GO): regulation of DNA-templated transcription; ethylene-activated signaling pathway
Molecular function (GO): DNA binding; DNA-binding transcription factor activity
Source: RefSeq, a predicted model, not a curated record